This is a messenger RNA of Aspergillus novofumigatus IBT 16806, 2288 nucleotides long. RefSeq names its product putative MFS phospholipid transporter (Git1). Bases 404 to 1882 code for a protein of 492 amino acids. The transcript is spliced from 5 exons. The record is from RefSeq and is a predicted model, not a curated record. Gene Ontology annotation, cellular component: plasma membrane. NCBI's taxonomy places the organism in Eukaryota, Fungi, Ascomycota, Eurotiomycetes, Eurotiales, Aspergillaceae. Gene Ontology annotation, biological process: transmembrane transport; carboxylic acid transport. Gene Ontology annotation, molecular function: carboxylic acid transmembrane transporter activity.
ACAAUGAAAGCCAACGCUUCCAACUAAGCUGCACAAGGCUGGGAAACGGGUAAUGGAUUCAGAAUGGCGCAUAUUUAGUGGCUAGAAUCGGUCUUUCGAGAUGCGUUUCUCACACCGUGCCCCUUUAGGGCGAUUCUGCUUCCUCUUUCCAGCCUUGGACCUUCUUCUUUCCCUCACUUUUUCUUCUGCACGCUCCUCUUCAGUGUUCCAUUUUAUCCCCUCCUUUUCUUCUAAGGUAAAAGGUUUGGGAAAGUAACUUAGAGCUGUUGGCGCAAUCCUCGUGUCAACAAGGAAAUCUAUCUAUACCCUCGUUCCCUUCCGGCCCCCACUUCUAAGCAACCAUUCUUGCGCUGUUGUAAACCCGUCUCCAAGUCCAGACUGCUACACCACGCGCUGAAAGACGAUGGCUUUCAAGGGAGACGCUCAACCAUCUCCUGCGAUGACUUCUGAAAAGGUCUCGAACUCUCUUGAUCCAAUACCCAUCGAAGAGAUACCGCUGGAGAAUACGCAGAAAAGCCGCUGGGAGCGCAGUUGGCCAACCAUUGCUUGCGGCGCCGGUCUCUUUUCUGAUGGCUAUCUCAAUGGAGUCAUUGGGCCGGUCAAUACCAUGCUAAGCAAGAUUUACCCUGACACGUACAAAAACUCCCCUGCCAGCAGGAAUGUCUCUUCCAUCGUCUUCGCAGGGACCGUGCUUGGUCAACUUAUUUUCGGUUAUGUCAGUGAUCAUUGGUCUAGGAAGUGGGCUUUGAUGGUCUCCACGGUGAUCUUGAUCAUUUUCAGCGCGCUCUCUGCCGGCUCCUACGGAGCUCAUGGUAGCCAAGCUGGUUUGUUCGCCGCUCUGACCGCGUAUCGGUUCUUCCUAGGAAUCGGAAUAGGUGGGGAGUAUCCUGCAGGCAGUGUAGCAGCAGCGGAAAGCACGGGUGAGCUGAAGAGCGGCCAUCGCAAUCGCUGGUUCAUCAUGUUCACGAACUUCCAGAUUGACUUUGGAUUCGUGGUCUCUUCUCUGGUUGCUAUGAUUUUGAUGUUGAUAUUUACCGAGAACCACAUGCGUGCUGCUUGGCGUGUGGCUCUAGGACUAGGCGUCAUUCCGCCUCUGAGUCUCUUCUACUUGCGAUUGAAGUUGGACGAGCCGGAGGAAUUUAACAGGCAACGCAUGCACAAGUUCCCUAUUUGGUUAAUUGUAAAGUACUACUGGAAGCGCCUGCUUGUGGUUUCCCUAAUUUGGUUCAUCUAUGAUUUUUCGGCCUAUUCGUUCGGCAUCUACUCGUCCGAAUGGCUUUCAAUCAUUCUGGGCGACAGCGCUCCUCUCUGGAAGACUUUUGGGUGGAGCACAGUCACCAAUCUUUUCUACAUCCCAGGUGCUUUUUUGGGUGCACUGACGAGCGACUGGAUCGGUCCGCGCAAUACGCUGGCUCUCGGAGUUGCCCUACAGGGCAUCGUCGGCUUUAUCAUGGCGGGCUGCUACGUAUAUCUUCGGGAGGCAAAGAAUGUUGCUGCGUUUGUUGUUGUCUAUGGCAUCUUCUCGUCUCUCGGUGAAUUCGGACCUGGGGACAACAUCGGUUUAUGUGCUGCAAAGACCAGUGCAACUUCCAUCCGUGGCCAAUACUACGCGAUCGCAGCCGCAUUUGGCAAGAUAGGCGCUUUUGUUGGCACUUAUGUGUUCCCGAUAAUCCAAAAUAACGCUCCCAAUGCCGUGCGCCAAGGACAAGAUCCUUACUUUGUCAGCAGCUCGUUAUGCAUCUUCAGCGCAUUCCUGGCCUACUUCAUGCUGCCACAUAUUGGGCAGGAUACAAUUACCGAAGAGGACGCCAAGUUCCGUGCUUACCUCGAAGCUCAAGGUUAUGAUACCUCAACUCUGGGAAAUGACCGUGCACAACAAUGAUCCAUCUUCUGUCUGCUAUACUUACCAUUCAGCAUCGUAUCUUCCGCACACCGCCAUCGCCCAUUAAUCUGCCCACUCACUGAGGCCCAAUUUCCUUUUGCCAGCCAGCCCUCUACCGCAGCCAAUAACCGAAGAUCUGCCCGCGACACUGAACCAAAGUCAUCUUAGCCACGAGUUCGGUAGGAUUGGAAAGUCACCGUGCCCCCCAAGCGACCUGCCAGCGAGUUACUUCGAGGCCCGAGCAGCGUAACAGCCCAAUACCCGAAAGAAAGUCUAUUGGUAGAAAAAUCUGUCCCGUGCUGACAUUUCCAUGGGUUGACUCGGCUGCGUAGCCAGAGACUUGCGAUUGUCACCUGCACGAUGUACUAUACCUCUAAGCAUUGGUCUCCAGAAAAUAUGGCACACG